CUCCCGAGCGAUCAGUUUAAGCCAAGAUCGCGACGCGUUCGCUUGGAUUUCUCUCCCCCGAGUUGCGGUGCAUUUUCAAUCGCCGAGAUUGACAAACAAUACAAUACAAAAGCAAAACAAAGUUGUACUCCAGCAACAACAACAAAUAAACAAAAAACGCGCAGUAAAUUCAACUAUUUUUAGCGGAUUACGUGAGUGUCAUUUGAAUUUUUUCGGCGUGAAGUAAACGCCCGACUUGAAAAAAAAAAAAAAAGAACAAACAGAGUGCUGGCCAAAUUUGCUCACCAUCUGUAUCUGUGUCUAAGCCAGAGUUUUGCGUGUGUGUGUGUGUGUGUGUGUGUGUUGGCCAGCUCCAAAACCUGCUGCUAUUAUUAGCCUUAGCCAAGAUUAUGGGCGAUUUCAUUAUGGCGCUGCAAUUUGCUGUUCCGCCGCAAAAAAAAAAAUACAAAAAAAAAACUAACUUUAGGCCGAGAAGAUUUGAGCUAAGUUAGACGAGUUCCGAAGUCCGUUGGCCGUUGGCCGUUGGCCAUUGUGUUUGGGCCGCUUUGAACCGAUUGAAACCAAGUUGGGAGAAGCUGCAACGCCUUUCAUUCAUUCAUUCAGCGAUUCAUGGCAGCGAUUAUAUGUGUAUGAUAUAAUCGCUGCCAUGAAUCGCGCUCUAUUCCAAGUAUUUACGUGUUGGCUGGCAUUUUGGCCAGAACCAGUAAAGGUUUUUGGCCCACACACACACACUAACAGAGUACAGAGUGUGCUUACACCAACGCAUUUGCAUAACUCCGAAGGGGACGACGUCAUCGCCUUUAUUUAUAUUAAUAUUUAUCCACAUAUCUUGCCCUGUUUGUUUUUUUUGGCUUUCGGGUUUUUCGGCACUGCAGUGCCAAGUGAAGUGUAAUGAAAUGUGUACAGCAGCCAGAAACUAACAACCUGUCGCAGUGGCUGGCAAAAAGCGUUAACAAUAAAUAAGCGAAACAAUACAAUACUCUAGCAGCAACGCCACCAGUUCAACUGUAUAACAAUGAGGAGAGAAGGCACCUCGACGAAUUGCUAGACGACGCGUCCAUUAGCAGUCAAUCAGGCGAGGAGGAGCCUGAGCAGCAGAAGAAGAUACAGAUACAGCCAGCGGAGGAGAGGAAAGGAUACACAGAAUGCACGAGAGACAAGUGAAGAAGUUGAAAGGCAGCCAUUAUGUGGCCACGCACGGACGCCUCACCCCGGAUCCGCCCUACGUCCACUCGAACCGCGGCUACUCCACCGACGGCGACGAGACCCACUCCCAUCGGGCUCCCUCGGAGCGCACCUACUCGGAGUACACGCUGACCCACGAGCGCGUCUCGCCGCAGUACAAUCCGUCGCGCAAGAAGCGCUCCACAUCCGCCAAUGGCCACCAUCACCUCCAGAGCAGCUAUAGCCACAGUCAGAUGGGCCUCUCCAGUUCGCCGGACAACGGAGGUCCCCGCUCGCUCAGCGGUCCGCCGCCCACGCGCCAACCCCCGCGCGCCCCCUCCGCCUUGAGUUACGACCAGGCCGGGGAUGCCGGCAGCGACAUUUAUGUGACCAGUGCCGCCUACAAGGCGCCCUCCGAGAUCAGUCGCUACAGCCAGCGUCCUGUUUCCCGAGGAGCCCCGCGGAGUGUUUACUCGGUGGCCAGUACGGCCAAGACCGGACGCAGUGCCCGAUCAACGACCAGGAGGGGCGCCAAGAUCGAGACGAUGUCCGCCCCAAACCCCUUCUGCCCGAAUGUGAAGGGAGUCUGUUGCCUGAUGCUGCUACUGAACUUGGGCCUGAUCCUGGUCACCCUGGGCUUCGUAAUCGUGGUGCAAUUCUACGAGCCGCUCUACGUGUGGAUACUGGGCAUCGUGUUCCUGAUCUUCGGCUUCCUCACGCUGAUCGGCUGCAUGAUCUACUGUGUGUAUGUGUUCAGGGACGCCAAGACGCCGUCCCAGGUGCGAAACGAGGAUCUCUACUGGACGCGACACUGGCAGAAGAACAUUGGGUACACGCCGCAGGAGAUCAACUACAAGGCGGACAAGUACGAUGCCUAUUCCGAUCGCUAUUCGGUCAGCAAGUUGAGCGGCAAAUACUCGGAUCGCGAGAGCCAGCGAUAUUGAUUCUUUGUUAUAUACGGUUGAGCACAGGGUUUGAAUUAAACCCUAGACAGCGAUGAAUAUCCGUAGAAACGUAUAAACCACUUAUAUCUUAACUAAUUUUAAGACUAUGUACUAGUUCUAAACGGUUAUUAACAAGGCCCCUCAACGUACCUGCUGCAAGCUGCUUGCUAGUUUGUAUGUUUUAAGAGAAACUGGACGGAAACGAGAGGAUACAUGAGAGUAUUGUAAUCUGCCAUAUUUGCGAAGGUUUACCGCUCGUUCGGCUAAUCAACAAGAGAGUUUUACGCUAAAAUUAUAACUGCAACUGUAACACAAGAAAAAUAAACAAGCGAAUAAUACAUAAUACAGAAAACAGUAAAA
This is a messenger RNA of Drosophila ficusphila, 2468 nucleotides long. RefSeq lists its product as uncharacterized. The record is from RefSeq and is a predicted model, not a curated record. The transcript has 4 exons. The coding region runs from base 1146 to 2108 and encodes 320 amino acids. Lineage: Eukaryota; Metazoa; Arthropoda; Insecta; Diptera; Drosophilidae.